AAAGGAACCAGUUUAAUCCCAACCAUCAGGAACAAGGACCUGCCAGCGAAGCAGGGGCCAGCCUCCUGAGAUCAGGCAAGGAGAUCUCUCUCUCUCUCCCUCUUCUGUAGCAGAGACAGCAGCUGCUGGGUGGAGCAGCCCUCCAGGGAAAAUGCAGGACAGAAGCAUCAUCACCAAAGGCAACAUGCAAGAGGCUGGUCUCCCUGCCACCUCUGAUUCUGAUUCUAAUCAACAGUUGGAUAUGAUGACCAAGGGCCUGAGUCAAAGACUUCGUGGAAAAGCUCAAAUUGCAACCGUGAAGGCUGAAAACCAGCCUAGAAGCAAGAAGGCCGAACAGCUCAAAAUGGAGACAAAGCAAGAGAAGGAGGAGGAGGAGGAGGAGGAGGAGAAAAAAGAAGAGCGUUCUGGUCUCAUUGAAUUCUUUAGCUCCUAUCAGGAGCUUUUCCAGUUCUUUUGUAACAACACAACCAUCCAUGGGGCCAUCCGACUGGUCUGUUCUAAGAAGAACAAGAUGAAGACUGCCUUCUGGUCGGUUCUCUUCUUCCUCACCUUUGGCCUCAUGUACUGGCAGUUUGGAAUUAUCUACAGAGAGUACUUCAGCUUUCCUGUCAACCUGAACUUGAACCUCAACUCUGAUAGGCUUACCUUCCCUGCUGUCACGCUGUGUACUCUCAAUCCCUACAGGUACAGUGCAAUUCAGGAGCAGCUGCAAGAGCUGGAUCAAAUCACACAGCGGACACUGAUAGAGCUCUACAAAUAUAACAUGUCCAUGGAGCAGAAGAACUGGCAGGCCCAAUCCUUGCGGAAACGCAGCUCCAGGAGCCUGUACCGCCACAUCCAACGCCACCCGCUCUAUAGACACAAGCGUGAGACCAGCAUGGAGGAGAACAAUCCCCAAGUGGACAAGAGUGACUGGAAGAUUGGUUUCAUUCUGUGGAAUGAAAACAAGACAGACUGCUUCCACCAAAUGUACUCCUCAGGUGUGGAUGCCGUCCGAGAGUGGUACAGCUUCCAUUACAUCAACAUCCUGGCGAGCAUCCCUGAUAUCAAAGACCUCGACGAGUCCAACUUCACAAGCUUCAUCUAUUCCUGCCGUUUCAACGAGGAGACAUGCAACAAAGCGAACUACACUCAUUUCCAUCACCCAAUUUAUGGAAACUGCUACACGUUCAAUGACAACAGCAGCACACUCUGGAUGUCCUCCCUGCCUGGGAUCAAUAAUGGUCUCUCUCUAGUUGUCCGCACAGAGCAGAAUGACUUUAUCCCACUUCUAUCCACUGUGACGGGAGCCCGAGUGAUGGUGCACGGUCAGAAGGAACCGGCCUUCAUGGAUGACGGGGGCUUUAAUGUGCGCCCCGGCGUUGAAACCUCCAUCAGUAUGAGAAAGGAAACAACAAACCGUCUUGGAGGCACCUACAGCGAUUGCACAGAAAACGGCAGCGAUGUGCCCGUGAAGAUCCUCUACCAAUCCCGUUAUACUGAGCAGGUCUGCAUUCGUUCCUGUUUUCAGAAUAGCAUGGUGGACCGGUGUGGUUGUGGCCAUUUCUUCUACCCCUUGCCCACCGGAGCAGUUUACUGUGACUACAACAAGCAUCCCGCCUGGGGUUAUUGUUAUUACAAACUCCAGGCUGAAUUCAAAACAGGCACCCUGGGAUGUUUCGCCAAAUGCCGGAAACCUUGCAAGGUGACAGAAUACCAGUUGGCAGCUGGAUAUUCACGAUGGCCUUCUGCUGUCUCUGAGGCCUGGGUGUUCCACAUGCUGUCACGGCAAAACAAGUACAACAUCACAUCCAAGAGGAAUGGAAUUGCCAAAGUGAAUAUAUUUUUUGAGGAGUGGAAUUAUAAAAGCAACGGGGAGUCUCCUGCUUUCACGGUGGUGACGCUGCUUUCACAGCUGGGAAGCCAGUGGAGUCUCUGGUUUGGGUCCUCUGUCCUCUCGGUGGUAGAGCUGGCUGAGUUGAUUCUGGAUUUCGUCGCCAUCACCUGCAUCCUGACUUUCCACCGGCUGUACUUGCACAAAUCCUCUGACCUCCACACACCCAACAGCCAUGACCCCACCUCCCAUGCUGCAUCUCCUGCCACCGACGCCCCACAACGCGCCUCGUCGCUCGAGUCUGAAGUUGCUGCGCUACCAUCCUACAACAGCUUGGAAUCGCUGUCCCUGCACAGAGUUGCCUUCAGGAGAACAGAGUGAGGGGCGCCGGGCCAGAAUGGCUUGCACGAGCCCUUCUUCUUGAAGCAUUGAGAUGGACAUGACUGCCGGCAGCUCACUGUACUUUUCAUACUUCCAUGAGGCAGAUUGGACCGAAAGGUCUUCUGGGAGGUUAUUGGCAGAAGGAAGUCAUAGUACAUAUAUAGGGCCCAAGUGGCUUGGAAUGACCUCUCUGGCUGCUUUGCAACUUUGCUGUAUGCAGCUACUGUAAUCUGUAUUUCAGAUUGGGGUCCCCAAUGUGGCACCCUCAGACACAGAGAGAGAGAGAGUUGCCAUCUGCCCAUCCCUCCCAAUUGUUUUGUUUUGACCAUGAGUGACAUUGGGCCGGGGAGAAAACAAAACUCAAUUAUCCACCCACCCCUCCUUUCCCCCAGAAUGUCCCUGGGCCCAUGCAUAAAUUGUUGGGGGGUUCCCCCCUUCCCUUUGGUGUAUAUUUUGUUUUGCUUUUUACUUUGCUUGGUUUUGGGGUGUUUGGAUUGGCUCUUGUUGCUGUUUGGUUGUGGAGUGUGUUCUGGCCACUGGGGGGAACUUUUUUUUUUGGUCUGUGUUGUGUUUUUUUGGGGGGGUUGCUGUUGAUGGAAAGCAUCACCGUGUUUUUUUUUCCUUCUGUGAAAUGGGUUGUUCCCAGGCCCCAAAAGGUGGCAGACCCCUGAUCUAAAAGAACAAACCCGAAACAGGCGGUGUAUCUGCUAGGUCUUUGUAUGCACAAUGAGCAAGAGUCUGGCAGGAAAGAGAGCAUGAAGAACGAGGAACCAACCCCCUUCAGCCCACACAGAUUAGCACGGUCUUCAAGGGAAAACUCUCUACCCAUUUUGCCUUCAUUGCGGCCAUUCCCAGCAGAUUCCUUUGCAUCUGGAGAGAUGCAGGAAAGUCAGUUUAGCUGGAGUCUUGCCGCCCUAUGCAAUGCAUACAUUUUUUUCUGCCUAAAGACAGGAAAUGGGCCUUGCUUCUGCAAGCUUGCUAGACAAAGGCUUGGCGGCAUCUUCCUCCAUCCCACUAGGAGCCCGGGGAGUCCUUUUAUCGUGCAGCAGUGUUGGGAUAUGUAAUAUGAACGGAGAACAGAAAUGCGGUAGACCCGAGAGCUCCUGCUAUUAGAACUGAGGCAGUACUGUGAGGCCCGGCAUGGGCGUCAAGGAAAGGACUAAAAUGAGAGCCUGUAAAGACCAAGUUCACCAUGUUGGAGGCAUCCAUCUAUGUCCCUCAGAGCUGGGAUGCCUCAUGCAGCACUGACAGACAGGGAGGCAGGCAAAGGUGACAACUGUAGCAUCAGGGGGGAAACUGAGAGGGAGAAGGUAAGGAGAAGGUAAGGAAGCUCAGGAGAAUCCAAGGAACAUCACAGCCCUUCCCAGCCCUGAUUAGGCACACGGCACUAUUGAAUGGUGUUAUACCACAGCAGGAACACCACGGAAAAACACCACGCUGGUAAAAAAAAAAGAAGUGUGAAUUAAAUAUUUGAGUGUGAACAAUGAA
Messenger RNA from Zootoca vivipara (common lizard), 3682 nucleotides. It is a transcript of the gene SCNN1A, whose product is annotated as sodium channel epithelial 1 subunit alpha. Gene Ontology annotation, biological process: sodium ion transmembrane transport. Lineage: Eukaryota; Metazoa; Chordata; Lepidosauria; Squamata; Lacertidae. The record is from RefSeq and is a predicted model, not a curated record. Gene Ontology annotation, molecular function: ligand-gated sodium channel activity. Gene Ontology annotation, cellular component: plasma membrane; sodium channel complex.